Molecule: messenger RNA, 5754 nt
Organism: Pedinophyceae sp. YPF-701
Lineage: Eukaryota; Viridiplantae; Chlorophyta; Pedinophyceae
Source: the annotation of a GenBank genome assembly
AUGCCCGCUGUGUCUUCGAGUCGCGAGAAGGCCGCUCCGUCCGCGACGGCCCGUCUCGCCGCGAAGAACCUCGACGCGAGGCCGAGAGCGACCACCGACCCCAGGAGCUCCGUCGAGACCGGCGUCGCGAAGCCCCACCCGGGGUCUGCGCGCGUCACCAGCCCAACGCAGCCCUAUAUGCGCAGGAAAGCGCCAGAGGGCCGCACGUCGGCCCCCCAGCAGUCCGAAAAGCCGCCUGCUAAGGUGCCGCAGCCAACAGCCGAGCCAGCCCCGCGCGCGGGCGCGCGCCGCCGCCUCGCGCAGGACCUCGAGCCCCACAACGGCCACGCGCCCCGGGCGGCGUCCGGGUCCAUCACCAUCCAGUGGACGCCCGGCAAGCGCGGCGCGGGCGCGGGGAGUGCGGCGCGCGAGGCGCAGUUCACCGAGGACGAUCUCAACGACGCAUCGAUCCUCACGGAGUUCGCCGCGGAGGAGUACCGCACCCGCGCGGCGGACAUGACCGACGUCUACACCAAGUCGCGUCUCCCGGACUCCGUGCUGCGCGCCGUGGAGAGCCGCGUGAUGGCCUUCGUAGAAACGCUCGAGGAGAGCACCGGCGAGCCGAUGCUGCCCGAGGUCGCGACUGCGGUCGCGCAGGAGGUGCUUGCCAUGAGGGCGUCGCGGGCGGCCUUCAUGUCGCGCGCGAACGACGCGGUGCACCUCGCGUCGCAGCUCCGCACGGUCGCAGACGAAGCGCGCGCCCGCGCGGCCAAGGCGGAGGAGGAAAUCGCGCGCCUCAAGGGCGACCUCGCCGGCGCAAGAUCCGCAGCUGCAACGCGCACGCGCGAGCUCGAGGCCGACGCCGCGCCCCGCGAGUCCAUGCUCCAGGAGCUUCGCGCGCUGCGCGCGGACCUCGCGGUCGCGCGGUCGAAGCUCGCCGAGAAGGACCGCCACGUGGCGAAAUCCGACGAGGAGUGUCGCCGGCUGCGGAGGGCGCUCGCUGACGCGGAGCUCGACCUGGCGCGCGCGCCGGAGGGCGGCGCGGCGGCGCUCACCGCCGCCGAGCGCCAGCGCCAGCUCAAGGCCGCCGAGGAGCGCUCGCGGAGCCUCGAGGACAAGAUCUCCGAGCUGUCCGCGGCGGUCGCGAGCAAGGACGCGACGAUGGGCGAGCUCCACGCGCUCGUCGACGCCCUCCGGAGCGAGCUCUCGGGCCUCCGCCACACGCUUUCGGACGUGCAGGCCGCACGCGACGUUGCGGCGCGCGACGCCCGCGAGGCGCGCUCCGCGCUCGCGGCCCGCAAGCAGGAGGUCGCGGACGCCCAGGCCGUUGCGCAGCGCGCGCAGGCGGCGCUCGCGGCCGUGCAGCAGCAGGUGUCGUUGCUCGAGGGGCACGCGGCGUCGUCCGUCAACUACGCGACGACCACGGGCAAGCGGCUCGAGGAGGCGCAGGCGCGCGCGACGCGCUUCGAGGCGCUCGCGGCGGAGCGCAUGACGCUGCUCGAGCAGGCGACGGGCGCGGUGCGGGCCGCGGAGGGCGAGGCAGCGCGGCUGCGGCGCGACGCCGAGGGGUCCCGCCGCGAGGAGGCGCGCGUCGCGGACGAGCUGCGCGUGGCGCGACAGCGCAUCGCGGUCCUCGAGGAGCAGGUUGCGAGCGCGGGGUCGCUGCGGUCGCGCAACGCGGAGCUGGAGGUCGAGGUGCGGUCCGCGCUGACCCACAUCAAGGCGCUGCAGCGGGACUGCGACGGGCUGGCGGGGCAGGUGCGCGCGCUCGAGAGCGAGAACAGCCGGCUGGCCGCGGACGCGAAGGCCGCGUCGCUCGUCGAGGUGCGCGAUCGCUCUUCGACGAUCGCGAGCACGCUGCUGUCGGAGAUCGGCGCGGGCCGCGCGGCGGGCGAGGCGUCGGCGGAGCGCGCAGCGCUCGCGGAGGAGCGCGCGCGCAUUCAGAGCGAGCGCGAGGAGCUCCUCUCGCUGUCGUCGCGCCUCGAGGAGCAGCGCAUGCAACUCAAAGAGGUGCUCGGCGCCGCAGCCGCGGACGCACGGGCCGCCGAGCAGCGCGACGCCGCGCGGAGCUCCGUCGCGGACCAGGAGCUCCGCCGGCUGCGCGAGGAGCUCGUCGAGGAGGGCCAGCAGCGCAGCGAGGCCACGAUGGAGGCGGCGCGUCUGCGCGGGGAACUCUCUGCGCUGCGCGACACGAUCGCGGGGCUCGAGGCCGAGCGCGACGCGGCGGCGGUGGAGGCGCUGCGCGGCGGCGUGGCGUCGGACUCUGCGCGGCGCGAGUCGAAGCGCAUGCACGCUGAGGUGGCGGCGGCAGAGGCGGCGCGGGCCGAGGCGGAGAGCGAGGUCGGCGGGCUGCAGCGGUCGCUGCGCGAGGCAUACGCGGACGCGGAGGGUCUGCGGGAGGAGAUCGCGGCGCUGGAGGCGGAGCGCGACCGGCUGACGCGCGCGGCGGAGGAGGCGCAGCUGGCGGGCGGCGACGAGCUCGCGGGGCGCGUGGCGGAGCUCGAGGGGGAGGUCGCGGCGCUGUCGGACCGUGCGCGGAGCGCGAAGGAGGCGAAGAGGGACGCGGAGGCGCGGGCGACCAAGGCCGAAGGGGAAGUCGCGGCGCACCGGGCGCGCGCCGCCGAGUUGGAGUCCCGCAUCGAGUCGCUGCAGCACCGUUUGCAGAAAGCAGACCAGGAGAUCGGAGCGCUCCGCGCCGCGCGGGACGCGGCCGAGCAGCGCCUCACCGACGCGCAGCGCGCGUCCCAGGACACGGAGCGCACGGCCAUGGCCACCACGGCCCGCGGGCAGCAGAUCGCGGCCGAUCUCGCUGCGGCGGAGGAGCGCGUGCGCCUGCUGGAGGGCGAGCUCGAGACGGCGACGCUCGCGGCCGCGGAGCGCGAGCGCGAGAUCGAGGAGGCCAGGGCGGACGUGGAGUGGAAGACCGCGGAGUGCACGGGCCUCCGGGCGAAGAUCGAGCACCUGGAGGCGGCGCUGGACGACGCGCGCGCGCGGGAGGCGAUCGCGAUCCGGCACGCGGACGAGGCCGCGGCGGAGCUCGACCGGGCGCGCAGGGAGGCGGAGAUGGCGGCGCGGCGCGCGCAGGAGGACGCUGGCGAGAUGGGAGAGGAGGCCAUGCAGCGCGUAGCGGAACUCGAGGCCUCCGCCGCGGAGGCGCGCGCGGCGCGCGCGCUCGCGGACCAGGACCUCGAGGAGGCGCGUGCGGAGAUCGAGCGGCUCAAGAGCGACCUCGAGGCCGCCGCCGAGACCGCAGCUGCUGCCGCUGCCGCUGCCGCAGCGCCUGCUGCGACCCAGCCGCCCACGGAGCCGGAGCCGGAGGUUGAGCCGGAGGUUGAGCCGGAGCCAGCUGCUCCGGUGCAGGCCACGCCGAAGCUCCAGGACGCCGCGGAGGACGAGGCGGACUUGGAGCCCGCUGCGCCUGUUGCGCCGCUUGCUGACGAGCCGCCGGCACCGGUCGAGGCGGUGCGAGUGCCGGAGGAGUCGGCGCCUGAGCCCACAGUAGAGGAAGCACCGCAGGCUGCAGAGGAGGAGGAGCCGAAGUUGCUGGAGGCGCAGAUUGAGCAGGAAGAGCCAUUGACAACAACGGAGACGGUCGAGGCCCCCGCACCGAAGGAGCCGGCGGCGGAGGAGGAGCCCCCUGCAGCACCGGUGGCGUCUCCGUCGCCUGUCAGUCAGCCGGCGGAGGAGAAGCCCUCGCCGGAGCGGCCCGCAGCGCCGGCGCCGUCGCCGGCGCGCAAGGUCAACGGAGGUCUCGCGGCGCGGCUGUUCGGCGACGCGAAUCCGUUCGGCGCCGCGAUGCCGCAGCGCGCGCCGGCGCCGCCCACCGCGAAGCCACCUGCCAAGGCACCCGCCAUUGAGCCCGAGGUGACGUGGACGGCCAACCCGCUCGCGGAGGGCCACGACGACGGGUCUGACGUUGACUCCGAGGUGGAUAGCGACGAGCACGGGGACAUCCUGCCGCCAGGCGUCUCGCCCGCCCUGGUAUCGGCGCACCCUGGCCCGCUGAAGCAGACCGGCAGCGAGGUGUCCUCAGGGCAGGGCGAUUCCGACCAGCACCGCCCGACGGUCGCGAACAUCGAGGCAGAGCUCGCCGCGCCCGCGCGCCCGCCCCCCGCGCGCCCGGCGCCCGCCGCCGCCACCGCCAACACCGGCACGGGGCGCCUGGCGGGCCUGAUCUCGAUGUUCGAGAACAAGGAGGCGGGGCCGCCGCCGAGCGCCGCGGAGGAGCCGUGGCCGCGCCGGAGCAACUCGCGCACGCUCGCGCCGCCGCCGCAGGCGCCCAAGAGGGAGGAGCCGGAGACUCCCCCCCCGCCGCCGCAGCCCAAGCCCGCCAUGACCAAGUCCCCGUCCGGGCGGAGCGACCUCGUUCCCGGGCAGCCGUACAUCUCCCCGAAGAGGAGCUUCCGGCACAACAGGGCGCCCGUGGCCGAGAAGAAGCCCGAGGAGCCCGCGCAGGAGUCGCCGGCGCCGUCCGGCGCGACGUUCCAGACUCCGCUGUCCGCCACCCCGGAGAGCGCGAUGGGGUCUGCGUUCCACACGCCCGGGAGCGCGCUGAGCGCCGGAUCCGCGCAGAGCUUCCCGCAGCUGCCCCCCGGGCCGCUGGCGGAGAUGGCAGCACGCACCGGCGGGGCGGGUCUGCAGCCGCCCCUCGGGCCCGGCACGCCUGGGUUCGGCAUGCCGACGGGGGCGCGGCGCCCGCUGUCGCCGACGCUCGACGCGGCGGCCGGCCCGCACGGCACGCCCGCGAGCGCCGCUGAGCGGCAGUCGGGCGAAGCGAUGCGCUCGGCGGGCGUCUCGGACUUCAGCCCGCACCCGAGCAUGGACCUGUCGCCGAUGCAGAGCGGCUCGCCGCCGGCACGCGGCGCCGCGACGUCUCCGCGCGGGCAGCCCGAGAUCACGGCGGCGGCGCACGCACUGGGGCCCAGCGGGUCGCCGUCGGCGGGCUUCGACCCGGCGCUGCAGGCGGCGAGCCCGAACUUCAGCCCGCACCCGAGCGCGACGAUGUCGCCGAUGAUGAUGCCGACGACGCCGAUGGUUGCGCCGCAGCCGCAGCGGCAGCCCUCGCUCCUCGCCCAGAGCGCGGGCAGCCUGAUGGCGCCAGCGCCGGUGCAGCAGCCGCCCGCGUCCGCCGCAGGGCCGUCCGACAAGGCGAGCGUCGGCGCGAGCCUCGCGGACUGGGCGGGCGGGUCGCCGCCGAAGUCGGGCGCAGCAGGCCCGUCACCACUGGGCAAGAAACCCUCCCUGCGCGACCGCGGUGCGUUCGGCGCGGACCCCGCGUUCGAGAACAAGGACGACGCGUUCUGGGAGCCGACGAACCCGAUGCGCAUGCAGCAGAUGGGCAUGCAACCUGGCAUGAUGCGUCCUGGCAUGAUGAUGCCGCCGGGCAUGAUGCGCCCGGGGAUGAUGCCAGGGAUGAUGCCGAUGCAGCCGGGCAUGGGCAUGCAGAUGCGGCCGGGGAUGAUGCCGAUGCAGCCGGGCAUGGGCAUGCAGAUGCGUCCCGGAAUGGGCAUGCAGUUCCCGCCGGGGGCGCUGGCCCCGCAGAGCGACAAGGCGUCGCGGAAGGAGCGCAAGGAGCGGGAGAAGAUGGAGCGGAGGAUGGAGAAGGAGAAGAGGAAGUACAAGGACGUGCCGGUCGUCGGGGAGGGUCCCCCGAGGUACCAGGGCGCACAGAAGAACGAGGACGAGGGCAAGAAGAAGAAGGGCCUGCUGUCGCGGCUGCGUUCGAAGCCGAAGAAGGACCCGUCCGACGUGCUCGGGCUUGGGGUGAAGGCCUGA